Molecule: messenger RNA, 1908 nt
Organism: Nematolebias whitei (Rio pearlfish)
Lineage: Eukaryota; Metazoa; Chordata; Actinopteri; Cyprinodontiformes; Rivulidae
Gene: pigs
Product: phosphatidylinositol glycan anchor biosynthesis, class S
Exons: 12
Coding region: 20-1708 (562 amino acids)
Biological process (GO): attachment of GPI anchor to protein
Cellular component (GO): GPI-anchor transamidase complex
Source: RefSeq, a predicted model, not a curated record
ACUCUGUUCUUUGACAGAAAUGGCAACCACGGAAGUAGAGCGCAGACGAGGUCAGCUGGCUGCUCUGUCCAUUGCAGCGGUGGUCAUCGUGGUGGGCGUCCCUCUGUGGUGGCGAACAACUGAAACGUAUCGAGCUUGGCUUCCUGUCGCUCAGAUACGACAGCUGGCUAAACUCCAGCUCCAGCUGAGUGCUGAUGUGGAGCUGGUGUUUGCUCGUGGUACCGUGACACCGGAGCAGCAGAAGAAGUUGCCGCUGACACAGACGCAGGAGAAGGAACACGUAGUCAACGAAGAGACAACUUUGAGGUACAGGUAUGAGACGAGGUACCGCACCGCAACGAUCAUGGAGGAGGACGCCCUGAACAAACCCACUCCUGCAGAAGCAGAUCUGUCUCUGCACACGCUCAGUGAGAGUCCUUGUGGUUCUCUGGUCUUAUACGUGAUCCCGGAGUCGUCCUCCCUGCUGCCUGAGAAUGUGAACGUGUACAUCGGUCAGCGUCGAACCGCCCUGAUUCGUAUCGGUACCCUGACGGGAGUGGGUAAGUCUCUGGAGCAGCUGCUCUCUCACCUGGAGCCUCGCGUCAAUCAGGUGCUGCAGGUGAUGUCGUUCAGCCACGCCGACAUCAAGGCUGCCCUCAGUGACAGAGUCCGCUUCAAACCCAGCAGCCAGGAGAGCAUCGCUGACAGCAUGAGAGCCUUCAAAUCCAGUCCAGGUUUUGAGAUAACUUUCAGUCUGCUGAACCCUGACCCAAAGUCCCACCAGCUGCACUGGGACAUCGAGGGCGCAGUUCAGACCUACAUCCAGCCUUUCCUCACAAAGCUCUCUUCUGUGGCCAACUUUAGCAUAGACUCUCAGACGCUGUACUACGCCGUGCUCGGUGUGAACCCUCGCUUCAACAGCAGCCGCAGUGCCUUCAUCCUGAACGCUGACAGCCUCGCUCACGUCAUCAACCCCGUGGAGGCCCGACUGGGCUCCAAUGCUGCAUCGUCCAACCCCGUUUUGAAUUUUCUUUUGUACGUCCCCGACGCUCACCACUCACCUCUUUACAUCCAGGAUCACAGGAAACAGGAAGUGCCCUCUAAUGCAUUUCACUCUCCACGUUGGGGAGGAAUAAUGGUUUACAAUGUGAACCGUUUUUAUGGUCCAGAGGCUGAGUUUCCAGUUGACGUCAACAUCAACAUGGCUGAAGUCAUGGGAGUGUUCCUCGCACAGCUUCGCCUGCUGCUGGGGGUGCAGUCCUCCCCUCCUCUCCACGGCGUCCUGGUAGCGCCGUGCGGCAGCGCAGGCUUAGCUGACUGGGAGCUGGACCGCCUCAUGUGGAGCCGCUGUGUGGAGAACAUUGCAACAGCGACAACGACCAUUACCUCACUUUCACAGCUGCUGGACCAGAUAGGCAACAUUGUCAUCAACGACAACAUUGCUGAGCAGGUGUCCAGCGCUGUCAACUCUCUGCAGCUGGCUGUGGCGGAACUGCAGGCCGGAAACCUCCGAGUUGCUCUGGAGCUCAGUAAAGAGGCCAUCCUGGCGUCAGAGAAAGGCUUCUUCGAUCCUUCACUCCUCCAUCUCCUCUACUUUCCUGACGAUCAGAAGUUUGCCAUCUACAUCCCACUCUUCCUACCCAUGUGUGUGCCCAUCCUGCUGUCGCUGCUCAAAAUCGCAUCUGAGGCGAGACAGAGACGCAGAGAAAAGCAAGCCAAGAAGGACUGAGAGGACGUAAACGGUGCGAUGAACAAAAACUGCUGCUUUGACAGUUAAGAACAUUAAGUGGAGGUUGAGGUUCAGCAUUUAUAAGGCAGUCAUGAAAAGUUUUAUUCUUUUGUUUAAACUAGGGAUUUGGUUUUUGUUGUAAGAUUUUACUGAAAGACUACUGUAACUGGCCCUGUACAGUUUAAAGCUUGAAUUAUUGU